Molecule: messenger RNA, 4121 nt
Organism: Pungitius pungitius (ninespine stickleback)
Lineage: Eukaryota; Metazoa; Chordata; Actinopteri; Perciformes; Gasterosteidae
Gene: axdnd1
Product: axonemal dynein light chain domain containing 1
Exons: 28
Coding region: 87-3440 (1117 amino acids)
Source: RefSeq, a predicted model, not a curated record
GGCAGUUGAACCCCGGGGCAGAGUGGAAGGGACGAUCGAAUUCGGUUUCCAAAAUACUACUGUAACAUCGCCACCGUGAAUCCAAGAUGUCUUUGUCCGAGAGAGCCAAUUCAGCGCCGAAAUCGCCGAGGCCGGAGCAGGCAUUGGACACGAGAGGUGACGUUAGCUCGCAGGCGGUUGGAGAGAACAGAAAGACACAGCGUCCUCCUGUCAGCAACCACGUGAUCCCAGAUGAGCUGCUGGUCGGCCUUCCCUCCACUGUGAGCAGCAGGAGCACACCGGGGCCCACUGCACACCACCGGCCCCAAAAGGUGUUUGGAUUCAGACGGCCAGAUGCAGUCUGGCAUCACCACCUCAGACGCGAGAAAUACAAAUUCUUCCUGGAGCAGCCGACGUCCCUGACUGGAGCAGGCAGGGAUAUUUCCUUUCUGUGUGAUGCUACGGUAACCAAGAGGACAACGACCCCCCUACCACCACUGACUGACAGAAGUGGGUUUGAACACACAGAGAACUUGAGUGUCUCAGAAAGUCUGAUCCCAGAAGAAUAUCACAUUGUGAAAAACAAAGGGCUGCGGACCCUUGAGUUCUACGAGGAUGCGUUCACAGUGCAGUUGCGGGACGAUGAACAGAAGCUACGGGUCUUUCCUUCACUGAGGCCCAGUGGCAGACUGGAAGUGAUCCAGCUGAUGAGAAUGAUGGAUGACAUGCUGGAGAAGGCCGGAGUGGAUCAGCAGUUUGAGGAGCUGACAGAGAUCUCCCAGAUGGAGGCCCUGCUGGAGCUUGUGAAGGUGGAGCAGAACAUCUACAACGUUGUUUUCCAUGAAGUGAUUCGGCAGGUCAGCGUGGGCUGUGCUGAGAGAGGACAGCUUCUUGCCAAACUCAGACAGCGCUACCAGUCCCUGCUGGAGCGAAUCCCCUGCCGACUGAAGGCUCUGCACACUGAGGCAGUGGCACAGCGAGCUGUGGACCGCCGGCUCACCGAGGAGAUCCACCGCAUCAAGACGUCCAUCCAGAAGCUCAACAUGGAGCUGUCCAGAAUCAGAGACCAUGAUGCAUCUGUUUCCCAGCAGGUGGAGCGUGCUCACAGACAGCUGGCCGGGGCACUCGAGCAGUCUCAAACCAACUCCGACGUGGUACAGGGUUAUCAUGAAUUUUAUGAGCUGCAGAGGGGGCGCCAUGAGGCUCAGCUGCUCCAGAUGACUGAGGAGAGAGACUCCUUGAGACAGUUGACGUUGGACUUUGCCCUCAAGGUGAUCUGGGUAAAGAAGCUGAGGCUGAUCAGCCAGCUUCAUAUAGUUGCGCAGAGCUGGUUCAAUACAGCUGUGCAUUGCAGGCUUUACCUCUCUUCGAAGGACACGGAGGAUCUGACUAUCCUCACGGAACUUACUAAACAAUGGGAAGAGCAGCUGACUGCUUUUAUGGCCAAUUUCAAGAACAUUGAGCAUGCUCAGUGUGAACAGAUCAGUGUGAUCCAGCAAGGUAUCGCCAAGUGGCUCACCCUCUGCACCACGCAGAACAACUGUUCUGAAUCAAAACACGCUUCUUUGGAAAGGUGCUUUGCUGAUAUGAAGGACUGGUCAAGUACCCUUGCCCUUCAGUGUGACAGCUGUCAGGGUGAGAAGCUGCUUCUCUGCCAGUCGACACUCAGCAAGAUCGACUGUGUCCAGGAGAGAUGUUUGGAUAUGAGCCUUGAGCUGUUCAGAAGACACGCUUCUCCUGAUGGCGCACCCCGCAGAUGCCAAAAGGAGCUGAGAGAGCUCGACAAGGUCCUACCUGAGCUCCUGAAACAGCUGGAAGCCCAAGUCACUGGAUAUACCGCGAUCCACGAACAGAUCAUGUCACUACUCGGCUUGAUGGAGUCUGAAGUUACCAAAUUUAGUGAAGAGGUGGCUCAACCAGGAAUGAUUACAGUUUCUGACUGGCUGAAUCUGGAGAAGGCACUGCAAAACUGGAAGAGUUUGGCUGAAGAAGUCAUCAAGAAUGUGGACACAAAUAAGCCAGACAUAUUCACAGUGACAGAGAAGGCAUUAGAAAGAGUGCAGGAAUUCAUAACCAGCCUGUCCACCUUCACUGAUGGGGAGCAACACAGACUCAUCGAGGAGGUCAGUUCUAUUCACAUGGCACAGACCCGUUGGAUGUUAGAUCUGUUGUUCCUCACGCUACCCGAUUAUAGUGAAGACCAGGACCAAGAACAGGAACACCGCUGCGUUACAAACAUCUCACUACAGACGCUCGAUAAGGAUGCCAAGACACUGAAUGAGAAACUGAACCUUAUUUCCAUGUACAUCAGCAGCUCUUGCAUACGGAUUCUGGAGGAGCAGAGGCUGAAACCCUAUGAGGUCGAGAGUGAAGAUGAGAUGAAUGAGUGCAGAAAGCUGCAGAAGGAGUGCACUGAUUGGGUGGAGACCAGUAUAAUCCUGCUCACAAGAGCGACAGGUGGUGUUAUAGAGGUGCCUGUCCCACAGGCUGACCCCGCCUCCAGCGUUGAUGUACCGGUCUGUCCAGCAGACAGCAUGGAGACUCUGGUGAACAGAGAGGUUCCAGCUGAGCUGAAAGCAGAGGUCAAAGAUGAGAUCAUGGCAGAAACGAGCGAGGGGGAGCUUACAGUUUACGAGGCCCCUGUGUUGAAGCUAAUAGGCUAUGAUGGAAACAUUACAGAAAGAAAGCUGGGAGAGAGCCGUGUCCAAAUCAAAGGGACUGAGCAGCUGGUUGUGUCUCCAGCAACAGAUGAAGCCCGGAGAGCUUUUAGUGAUCUGACCACAGUAGUAUUUCUGCAGCAGGAACUGCAUUAUGCCGAACUGCGUGUCCAGUGUACCGAGCAGCGAGCCUUCAAGGCCGAGGAAGCUCUGCAAGUAGCCUUGGAGAAGAUUCAGGACCUGGAGAGACAACUGCAAGGUCGACCCAGUCUGGAGCCCGAAAGUAAUGAAGAGAAAAAGACAACAACGCCUCUCUCCCCGCUACCAGAAACCACUCCAGCUCCUCCAAAGAAGACCGCAGCGGCAAGCGACAGAAUCAACACCUGCUUGAAUCUUCUGUCCAAUCUUCCUCCUGUUCAGCAGGAUGUGGCUGAAUGUGUGUUGGGCGAGUACGUCUCUGACCACUGCUUGGACCAGAGUCUGCAUCACUGUGGUCAGACUGGACAGAGCUGCGCUGCACAAAAUCACAUUCUCUAUCUGAACCAGAUGGAAAGAGGGAGGACGAGGAGAACCAGAGCCAAGACGAAGACCAUCAGCAGCCACUCAAACACUCCCAGCCUCUCCUUCCUCGGUGAUGAUGUCCUGGGGACCCGGCCAGCCUUGGAUGGCCUUGGUCUGUCACUUCUGGGAGGCGCAGAGGCUCCGCUUUCCCUCUCCCUCUCCCUUGCUAUGCUGGAUCUCGACAGGAGACCGGGGUGGAUGUCGGAGGACGUCUCCAUUCUCGCCGGAGGCUCUGCAGUGUAGAGCAUGUAGGUGGGAUGGCUGUUGGGGUGGUCCAGCUGGACGGGUUAGUGGAUGGUUUGUUUUUGGGGGGAAAGUAGAGAGAAAUAUUUUCUAUUUCAUGGUUUGCUUCCUCUGGCUGGAGGUCCGUGUAGUCAGUGCAGCUGCCAUGCACUGUGGUAGCCACAGACUACAUAGAUGGUAAAUUAGUCUGGACUAGGGAGUAGGACAGCAGUGGGAGUGACGCACACCACCUUGAUAUUCAAUAGGAUUUGUGUUGUCAAAGCAGCAAAUCAAACAAUAAGUAAAUAAUAAUGUAGGAAAAAGUCAAAAUACGGUAAAAUUACAAGUUCUCGUGUAGGUCAUCUUCCAAUCUCCAGGCAAAUAUCUUCAUUUUUUCUCCCAGAUUCAGAAAGACCAUAUUAGAGAUAAACUAAGAAUACCCAGGGAUUGUUAGAUGUUUAUUUCAGUUAUAUUCAGUAAAAUUUGUUAGCAUUAUAAUUUGCUCAUUUUCAUGAAUAAGCUAUCACAAGGGAGUAAAAACCCAAAUGUUUACUUUCUGUCACAGAAAUAUUAAAGUGUAAAAUAUAAGUUAUCUUCUAUGCCAUUGCAUCAUGCACAGAAGUUUCUACUUGAAUGAAUAACAUGUACAAUAUGAACAGACAUACUAAUUGCAUUAAACUUCUAUAUCUUUGUUUCACUGGG